UCUCUUCUGUCAUUCAUUUUAGAGCCUUUUUGAGCUUCUUUGCCGUCUCUCUGAAAACUGACACUUUACUUAGAUGGGCUAUACUUACACUUCACUUGAUAAUGUAUCUUUAGAGACUGCAACAUGCUUUAAUUGGCAAUCCCAAAUUUAUGUCUCGCCUUUGUGCUUGUAACACAAUCAUGUUAAGCAAAAAGCCAAUGGACUUGGUUGAAGUUUAAUGUGUCAGCAGCAAGUAUGAUCACUGGUGUCAAAGUUGGCGGCAAUUGAAAUGAUCAUUGGUGUCUAAGUUGGUGACAAUUGUAAUUAAGAAGGGGAUCUUGCACUCUGAAUUUUCUGUGUAUUACGUCAAUAUGCCUCCAUGGUGGGGAAAGUCUUCAUCCAAAGAAAAGAAAAAGAAAGCAAGCAAGGAGAGUUUAAUUGAUGCUAAUAAUCGUAAGCUUAAGAUCACAUCUGAUGGAAAAUCCACUAGCAGAUCAGGGGGUUCUCGAAGGAGCUGUGCUGUUUUGGAAAGGGGAUCUCUCUCUCGAGUCCCGUCACGAUCACCAUCACCCUCUGUGCAAGUAUCACGCUGUCAAAGUUUUUCUGAAAGGCCUCAUGCCCAACCACUUCCUCUUCCUGCAGGGCAUCAUGCUAAUGUUUUACGAGUCAAUUCUGGAAUUAGUGCAUCAAUAAGACCAGGAAUCGAAAGAGGUUCUAAGCCAUUACUGUUUUUACCCUUGCCAAAACCUGUGGAAUUUCCUAAGAAACUGGAUCGUGCUGAUGCUGAGGGAGAUUUUGCUACUGCUUCGGUUUCUAGUGAUAGUUCUAUUGAUAGUGAUGACCCAUCUGAUUCCCGUAGCGCCCUGACUUCUGAUUAUGAGAAUGGACAAAGGACUGCAGUGAACAGUCCAUCUGGCACAAAGCACAUGGAUCAGUUGCUUGAUGUCAAUCAGCAGGACUCCAAGGAGAUACUGAAACCAGCUAAUGUAUUAUUUAAUAAUCAGUACCUAUACCCAUCACCUAAGCGAGGACUGGCGAACAGUCAUGUGCUGAAUUUACAGAUUCCUCAACGUGGUGCUUUCUCUAGUGCUCCGGACAGCUCAAUGUCAAGUCCUUCAAGAAGUCCAAUUAGAGCAUUUGGUCUUGAGCAAGUUUGGAACUCUGGUCAUGGCAUUGGAAAGCCUUUCUCUGAUAUAGUUUUCCUGGGAUCUGGACACUGCUCUAGUCCAGGUUCAGGCCAUAAUUCUGUGGGUGGAGAUAUGUCUGGACAGUUGCUUUGGCCACAAAGCAGGUGUAGCCCUGAGUGUUCUCCUAUACCUAGUCCCAGAAUGACAAGCCCUGGUCCCAGCUCUAGAAUACACAGUGGUGCUGUCACCCCUUUGCAUCCACGAACAGCAGGGGCUGCCACUGAGUCACCUACAAGCCGACCCGAUGAUGGGAAACAGAAAAGCCAUAGGUUGCCUCUACCCCCAAUAACAAUAUCUAACACUUGUCCUUUUUCUCCUGGGUAUUCUGCAGCAACAUCUCCAUCGUUACCCCGAAGUCCUGGUAGGGCAGAAAACCCAACAAGCCCUUGCUUCCGCUGGAAGAAAGGACGAUUGCUCGGGAGGGGUACAUUUGGACAUGUCUAUCUUGGUUUUAACAGUGAAAGCGGGGAGAUGUGUGCAAUGAAGGAAGUUACCUUGUUUUCUGAUGAUGCCAAAUCAAAGGAAAGUGUACAGCAGUUGGGACAGGAAAUUAUGCUGCUUAGCCACUUACGGCAUUCAAAUAUUGUGCAAUAUUAUGGAUAUGAAACUGUAGAUGAUAAACUUUACAUAUACUUGGAGUACGUUUCUGGUGGCUCCAUCUAUAAACUUCUUCAAGAGUAUGGCCCUUUUGGUGAAAGUGCCAUUCGAAAUUAUACUCAACAAAUUUUGUCUGGAUUGGCUUACUUGCAUGCUAAAAAAACUGUUCAUAGAGACAUAAAAGGUGCAAAUAUACUGGUUGACCCCAAUGGACGUGUGAAACUGGCUGAUUUUGGGAUGGCAAAGCACAUUACAGGGUCGUCUUGUCCACUAUCGUUCAAAGGAAGCCCCUAUUGGAUGGCACCUGAGGUUAUAAAGAACUCAAAUGGAUGCAACUUAGCUGUUGAUAUAUGGAGCCUUGGGUGCACUGUGUUGGAGAUGGCUACCACAAAACCACCUUGGAGCCAUUAUGAAGGGGUUGCUGCAAUGUUCAAAAUUGGCAACAGUAAAGAACUUCCAACAAUUCCGGAUAGUCUUUCGAAUGAGGGAAAGGACUUUGUGAGGCAGUGUUUACAAAGGAAUCCAUUACAUCGCCCUACAGCAACUUGGCUUCUAGAGCAUCCUUUUGUGAAAAAUGUGAUGCCGCUGGAGAGACCCAUUUUCAGUGCUGAUGCAUCAGAUCCAUCACAUGCAGUUACAAAUGCAAUGAAAACACUGGGAAUAGGAAAUGCUAGAAAUUUUCCAUACAUAGAUUCAGAGGGUGCGGCUGGCCUUCCAUGCAGAGCUUUAAAAACAGUAUCAGGAUCCAGUGAUGUUCAUACACCAAGGAACAUGUCAUGCCCAGUUUCUCCCAGUGGCAGCCCUCUACUACAUGCAAGGUCUCCACAAAAUUUUAGGGGAAGGAUGUCCCCCUCUCCUAUAUCUAGCCCUCAUGCUCUCUCUGUUUCAUCCACUCCUGUGACAGGUGGUAGUGGUGCCAUUCCAUUUCAUCACCAAAAACAACCAAUUACCUACUUGCAUGAAGGUAUUGGAAUAAUCCCAAGGUCCCAAAAUAAUUUGUAUACAAAUGCUAGCAACCCUUAUCAAGAACCCAAGCCUGACAUGUUUCGAGGGAUUUCACAACUACAAGAUUCUAAUGCUUCUCAAGAAAUGAUUUCAUCAGAUACCGGAGCUUUUGGAAAACAGUAUGGAUGGCCUGGGCAUGGGGAUCAUAGGGAAUUCUAUGAUGGACAGCCAGUCCUGGCUGAUCAUGUGUCUCAGCAACUUUUGAGGGACCAUUUGAAGUUGAAACCAUCUCUGGACCUUAAUCGAGGUCCAUCAAUGCCAGGCUGUAAUGGAAGAAUCUAGUUUGCUCCAGAAAUCUGUCAGGGAAGGGCCUCCAGGCAAUUUACAUGCUUUUCGGUGCUAGGGGUGAUUUAUUUCCUAAAAAUUUGGUUACAUGUUCAAAUUUCCUCGGAGAUAAUACAUGCUUUUCGGUGCUGGGGAAUGGAUAUUAACUGCAUUCAAAACAUUGCCAAUGGUGUCGAAGACUCUUUUGGUACGUGUUUCACCAUCAUAGUAGGCAAUCUAUUGUCAUUUGAGAGUAGACCGCGAAGUAAGUUCAAAACCAAACUCUCCUCUAGAGAUCGACCUAAGCAGUUUCAACGAAGAUCGUCUGCUAGUGUAAACUGUACAUUUAUUACACCCAAGGAACACAGAGAGAGCUUUUCAUUUGCAAUUUUUCCCUCUACAUUUUUUACAGGUUGAUGAACAGUGGUUGGGGAUUAAAGUUUUUGUACAGAAGGUGGGGGAACAAAAACCCAAUACUAGGCUUUUGUCAAGACUUGUGGAAAUUAGCUGAGACUGGCCUUUGUAAUUUUAGCUUUCUA
Hibiscus syriacus is the source of this 3571-nucleotide messenger RNA. Its product is annotated as mitogen-activated protein kinase kinase kinase YODA-like. The record is from RefSeq and is a predicted model, not a curated record. Lineage: Eukaryota; Viridiplantae; Streptophyta; Magnoliopsida; Malvales; Malvaceae. Gene Ontology annotation, biological process: protein phosphorylation. The transcript has 12 exons. Gene Ontology annotation, molecular function: protein kinase activity; ATP binding. Bases 351 to 3050 code for a protein of 899 amino acids.